This is a messenger RNA of Scomber scombrus (Atlantic mackerel), 5024 nucleotides long. Its product is annotated as integrin alpha-D. Gene Ontology annotation, biological process: cell adhesion mediated by integrin; cell-cell adhesion; cell-matrix adhesion. The record is from RefSeq and is a predicted model, not a curated record. Bases 1 to 3636 code for a protein of 1211 amino acids. NCBI's taxonomy places the organism in Eukaryota, Metazoa, Chordata, Actinopteri, Scombriformes, Scombridae. Gene Ontology annotation, cellular component: integrin complex; external side of plasma membrane. The transcript has 36 exons. Gene Ontology annotation, molecular function: integrin binding.
AUGCAUGGGUGCCUCAUCUUCCUGCUCACCUAUAUGGUGGCUUUUGCCAUCUCUGUUUCUUUGGCUUUUAACCUCGAUACAGCAAACCCUGAAGUCUACGAAGGUGAACAAGAAGAUUUCUUUGGAUACAAAGUGCAUCAGUACACGUCUGGAAAGGACAAAGGGAUAAUUGUCACUGCACCGCUGAAGCUGAAUGGAUCUGGGGGAAUAUGCAAACCCCGCCAAAACCAAACGCCAGAGUGUUUCAACCCUAAAGGAGAUCCUUUUAGAAACACAAAAGUACAAGUCAAGCACCUUGGACUGUCCCUGGCAGUGAACUCCAUGAGCUCCAUAUUCACUGUCUGCAGUCCAAGUGUGGUUCACGAGUGUGAUGAGAACUCCUAUCUGAACAGUGUGUGCUACAAGAUCACAGAUCAACUUCAGCAAAUCUCCUCUUUCAAAUCCGGUUUCCAAGAAUGCACAAAAAAGACAGUGGACCUUGUCUUUCUAUUUGAUGGAUCAGAGAGUAUGACCACCGCUGAAUUUGGAAAAAAUAAAGAUUUCAUAGUUGAGAUAAUGAAUAGUUUCGGUAACUCAUCAAUCAAGUUUGCAGCAGCUCAGUUCAGCACAUAUACCAGUAAAGUGUUUGACUUCAAAGACUAUGCAGCUAAAACAAGUGGCACAAAACUUACGGCUGAACCUCAUAUGAAGGGUCUCACCAACACACACAAAGCCCUCAAAUUUGUGCUGGACAAUAUCCUUACAAACGAGAAUGCAGGCGCCUCUCCUGAUGCAACCAAAGUUCUGGUACUGAUCACAGAUGGAGAUCCAAGUGAUGGCAACAAUAAAUUACAAAUUAUUGAGAAAUACGAUGAAUUAAAUAUCAUUCGAUUUGUCAUCGGGGUUAAAAUUAGAACACUGGAUAAAGUUAAGACCAUUGCUUCAGAACCAAAAGACCAAAAUGCCUUCAAAAUAGAUGACUACUCUGGACUCACAGGAAUACUGUUUAACUUUCAAAAAAGGAUCUUUACUACGGAAGGCUCCAAAGUGGCUCGAGCUGGAGAGAUGACCAAUGAAAUGUCCCAGAGUGGAUUCAGUGCUGUCGCCUACAAAGACACCUUGAUUCUGGGUUCAGUGGGAUCAAACAGCUGGCGCGGGUCUCUACAUGAAUUUGAAAAAAAACAAACAGAAAAAACAAUUGAAGAUCCAGACAUGAAGAUGGACUCCUACAUGGGAUACUCUGUUGCUGUUGGAGAGAGGGACAACACCACUCUGUAUUUCACGGGUGCACCGAGAUUUGAUUACAAAGGACAGGUUGUAGUUUUCAAACACAAUGGCAGUAACUGGAUCACAAGCAAACGCAUAAAUGGGGAACAGAUCGGUUCCUACUUCGGUGCAGAGCUCUGCUCAGUAGAUAUUAACUCAGAUGGUGACACUGAUUUCCUGCUGGUGGGAGCUCCACUGUUCUACCAUGCUGAUGAGAAGAAAGAAGGACGGAUCUAUAUCUACACACUGACUGAUGAGAUGGAACUGAAAAGUGAGAUGAAUGUGAUUGCACCCUCCAUGGGUAGAUUUGGCACCACCAUAUCCAGUAUCGCCGAUCUAAAUGGAGAUCUUCUCCGAGACCUUGCUGUUGGAGCGCCCCUUGAGGAUGAAAACAGGGGGGCUGUGUACAUCUACCUGGGUGACAGUCGCAAAGGCAUACGCAGCACUUUCAGCCAGAGAAUAACAGGACAAGAUUUCAGCCCUGUGCUAAGAUUCCUUGGACAGUCCAUUGAUGGAAACAUUGACCUUGGAGAGGAUGGCCUCCCAGAUAUCGUGGUGGGAUCACGUGGCGCAGCCGUUGUCUUAAGAUCCAGGCCUGUCUUUAAUGUCAAAGCUCAUCUGUCUUUUCAACCUAAGGAGAUAAGCACUGAGGAAAUUGACUGUGUGGGCAAUACAGAUCAGAUUUUACCAUUGGUUACAUUAACAGUCUGCUUUGAAAUGGUAGAAGCAACAAAGAGCAUAGAAGACAAAGCAGGCUACGGAUUCAACAUUUCCUACAUGCUUGACGUUGAUCCAACGAGACCAACACAUCGAGGUUUCUUCAGUGAUACUGACAAGAAAGCUAGAAAUCUUAUUACCACCUAUGAGCUGACAGAUACAGAGACCUGCGUCAACCACUCCAUCAACAUGAAAAAAUGUGUGAGGGACACAUUAUCAUCCGUCAGCAUCAAAUUAAACUUUUCACAAGUUGACAUGGAUGGAGCGAGUGCCGUGCUGAACGUGGACAGCGAAAAGCAGGCUGGUGUUGAGGUUCCCUUUAAAAAAGAAUGUAGAAAGAAUGACACCUGUAUUGCUGAGCUUGAGGUGGAUUUCAAUUUCGAGAGCCCAACAUUUUUGGUGGCAGAAGAUAACAGCUUUAAUGUGGCUAUAACACUGUCGAACGAAGGCGAUGACUCAUACAACACCAGCCUCACAAUGCACUAUCCUCCAGGACUCUCCUUCUCUCGGCUGACUCGUAUAAAGGCAACAAGACCAACACUCCACAUAUGUCAUGAUCUUCAUGAAGUAUAUAACAAAUCUUUAUGUAGCAUCAGCCUUCCUGUGUAUCGGAGCAGAUCAAAGGUAUCAUAUAAAGCUUCUUUCCGCAUUGAAUAUGACCCCAAAAAGUAUGAGUGGAAUGACACAAUUUCAAUGACUGUUGUUGGAAACAGUGAUAAUGUGGCAUCUAACAUAAACAAUUCAAUGACCAAAAGCCUCCCAGUACAAUACGAAAUUAAAAUGGCAACAACAGUGUCAGAUGACUCCAUCAAGUACAUGAUCUUUACACCGGAGGACAGUGUACCUGUGAAAAAACUGGUCAAUAUAUUCACGAUUGAUAAUCUUGGUUUGAAGGCCUUUCCUGUCAAUAUGUCCCUGCGCUUCCCAACUAAACUGGCACAUGAUUUUGAAAUGAAGAACUAUCAAGUCUCUGUCCAGCAGAACAAGACUGAAUGUACACGCAUUAUCGACUUGAUUGAUUCAAAAGACUACUUACCAGACCAACAGUGGAAAAUGAUAAUGUGUGACAGUUUCAUCCUGGACGGAGAGUCAGCCACUGAGGUUAUAUUGUCUGGAGAUGUACAAUUCAGGGGCCUCAAAGAGAAAGCAGAGAAUAUGAGAUUUAUAGAAAAAUAUAGAAACAAAGGAGGAGAGGUUCAAUUCAAAAGCCUUCUACAUGUUAGUUAUGACAACCGAUUUGUGCUAAAUUCUGACAGACAAAAGAAAGAUCGCGGGACUGUAAAAUCAAACGAUCCAAGAAAGACAUGGACUGGAGUUCAGUUUGAGUUUUUAAUUUCUGCUAGUGAACCACUGAUAAUCGGAACUGGAGUUGGGUUGGGAUUAAUCUUUUUGUUAAUACUCACUGUCUGUCUAAUUAAGUGUGGUUGCUUCAAGAGGAGAAGACCUGAAGAUGAUGUCGGGAACGGGGCCAAUGUCGUGGCUCAGCAAGAGCCUCUGAACCCUGAUCAGGUCGGGAACGGGGCCAAUGUCGUGGCUCAGCAAGAGCCUCUGAACCCUGAUCAGGAAAAUGAAAAGGAUCUUGAAUUAUUAAGCGACAAAGACGAUGAGGACCAUCCGGAAUACGAUUACGAAAACACUGGUGAUUUUUUGUGCGAUGAAGACAGUCCGGAAUAACAAGAAGCUGUUCGUUAAGAUGACACCAACCCUGAGCCCACCCCUACCCAGACCAGCUACCCACAGAUUGAUCAGACUGCUGGCAAGUCCAACCAAGAGGAGGACAUGUUGCUAUCACCUAAUGUUGGGGCAAUGGCAGGUCUCCACUGGAUGAUGAAUAUAUUGAAUGGAUAUCUGUGAUUUGUUAUAUUCUAGCAUAUGAGACAUGCAAUGCGGAAGUUAUAAAGCACACAGAAUGAAUAUAGGGUCUUUUUUAGUGAGCAGCUAGUUACUUAAUUAUUCAUACAGCAUAUUUAUACAGAUAAAUGACAAAGCAGGACAAUGAUGAGGACAAGUGGCGGGAAUACCAUGAAAAAUACAUCAUUUUAAGAAAAAAUGGAAAUUAGUUCCAAUAAAAUAAACAGUAGUUACACAUUUGGGGAAAUAUUCAUAUUGCCAAGUUAGAUAAGAAUAUCAAAUUCACUCUUAUAUCUAUUAAUUUAAUAUAAAGAUGGAACCAGUAGAUGGUUAGUUUAGUUUAGCAUAAAGACAAAAACUAAACCUAAAAACCUUCAGACACGAUGACAGUGGUCAUUUACAUCACAUACCGAAGUUAGAUAAGAUGAAUCUUUAGCAGGAAAGCUAGUGUGGGUUGUUCAGAGUCUGUGGCUCUUGUGUUGUGUAGCAGGAUGCUAUCAGGCUCAGUGUGAUUGUCUGCUCUGUCUAUGAUACAACACCAUGUUAGUUCUAUGGAUGGUUCCAUGUGUUCAGAACGGGUUGUGUUCACGAGUGGAAAGGGCUGUCACUAGCCUAGCAUCUCCUCCUUAUUCAUUAAUGUGCGUUAUUAAUGCAUGUAUUAUUUGCACUAUACUGUAAUGUAAAAACAAUACUUUCAAUAGAUGGCUUGUGUUAUAUAUUUUUAUUGUGUACCCUGAAGAGCGCUUCAUAAAAGUAGAAUAUAUUAUGGGCUGCACGAUAUGGACAAAUUAUCGUAUCUCGAUAUUGAAGCCAAAUAUCUCGACAUAGAUAUGAUAUGACAUACGAUUUGACUAUGAUUUCACAAUUGUUUGAAAUUCAAAGUGUAGCAACAGUGGAAGUUAAGCAUUGUUGCAUAAUAAUACCACAUUCACUUUACACUGAAGCUGAAGCUGCUGCAUGUGCACGCCGCUGUUGAACUUGAACUUAAAUGCUUAUUGAUUUGAUUCACCGGCUUUCUUACUGACAGCGCUCUCUCUCUUCAUUCACUCUCUAUACCUCGCUCGACCACAGCAAACACAACAGCGUCCUGUAGCCGCAUACUGACGGAGCAACUCUGUCAUAUCUAUAGAUACGAUAACGAUAUAUCGUUCAGCCCUACCUCAUAUUAUGUGUCUUUUAUGAUUUUGCACAGUAUUAAAUAUUUAGCCCCC